This is a messenger RNA of Salvelinus fontinalis (brook trout), 4015 nucleotides long. RefSeq names its product ras-related protein Rab-23-like. The transcript is spliced from 8 exons. Gene Ontology annotation, molecular function: GTPase activity; GTP binding. The record is from RefSeq and is a predicted model, not a curated record. Lineage: Eukaryota; Metazoa; Chordata; Actinopteri; Salmoniformes; Salmonidae. The coding region runs from base 287 to 994 and encodes 235 amino acids.
GUGAUGGUCACGAUACAACCUGGCCACACACAGAUUCAAGAUCAGCUUAGAUGAAUUUAUUUCACAGGAGCUGUAGUCCAUAAAUUGACCACGCGAGUCGCAGUGAACUGCGCAUCUGCUGUCGGAAACCAAAAGCGUUUAUAGCAACUGGACUGCAGUUGUGGCUGCAAGAGCCAGACGGUCAUGUAACUGGAUGUAGGAGGUGUUUUAAGUGAUCCAGUGACAGCCCUCCUAAACCAACACCAGACUGCCUGGAAGUGUGAAGAAAGCCCAGCAACACGCAGCCAUGUUGGAGGAGGACAUGGAAGUGGCCAUCAAGGUGGUGGUGGUGGGCAACGGUGCGGUGGGGAAGUCCAGCAUGAUCCAGCGUUACUGCAAGGGCAUCUUCACCAAGGACUACAAGAAGACCAUCGGUGUGGACUUCCUGGAGAGACAGCUACUAGUGAAUGAUGAAGAUGUGAGAUUGAUGUUGUGGGACACGGCAGGGCAGGAAGAGUUUGACGCCAUCACCAAGGCCUACUACCGCGGUGCCCAGGCGUGUGUACUGGUCUUCUCCACCACCGACAGGGAGUCGUUUGAGGCCAUCGGCAGCUGGUGGGAGAAGGUGGAGAUAGAGGUGGGAGACAUCCCCACUGUCCUGGUGCAGAACAAGAUUGACCUACUGGAUGACACGGUGAUCAAAAAUGAGGAGGCAGAAGGUCUGGCCAAGAAGCUCAAGUUGAGGUUUUACCGAACCUCCGUAAAGGAGGACCUCAAUGUCAAUGAAGUUUUUAAAUACCUAGCAGAUAAGUAUCUGCAGCGACUGAAGCGGAAAACAGCAGAAGAGCCUGAGGUAGUCCAUACAACUAGCAAUAAAAUUGGAGUUUUCAACACCACAAGUAGUAACUUAUCUAGUCAGAACUCCAGCAACGGCCGAGAAGUCAUCAGCUUGCGACCCAACAAACAGAGGACAAAGAAAAGCAAAAACCCCUUUGGUAGCUGCAGCCUUCUUUAGAAUCAAUCCAUUCCCUACAAUAAUGUACAAUUUGACUGCCAUGUGUGAGUGUAAGAGUCUAUACAUUUGAGCAUAACCUACAGGUAUAGGUCUUAAUUUGAUCCCUCUUUUGUUGCUGAGAAUUUCCCUGCAAAUGACCUUCAUGAUGGACAUAAAUUCACAAAAUCUGCACUUAUAACACAGUUAUAUUAACAGUAUUGCACUUCAUGUAGCCUAAUUUUGGCCAGCUAAUAGUCUAACCACAGAACAAGCAACACUAAAAGUUAAAAUCCUGUUGCUGCAGGAUUAUUUUUGCUCUGACAAUAUUGGUCAAAUGAAGAUCCAACAUCUGUAAAUCUAAUAUGCACCUGAGUAUUGUGACUACCAUGCCUUUGAGCAUCUUUACAGAUCAAGUGCAGCCUUUGUUUCUCAAGGAUAGAUGUAUGAAAUAUAAAGCGAAAGUAACAAUAGUCGUCCUGGUGGCUGUAAUGGGUACUACAAUCCAACACAGACGCUAUGUUGUAGCAUGAAUGUAAUGCUUGAAGCAGAUCUUUUGAGAAAUAGUAGUUGGGCGUGACAGGGUUCUCCCAUUUACACCCUUGAACAUGGUGUAGGGAAGGGUUACAUUCUAGUUCACUAACAAGGUGUAUUUGUAUGUUCAUAUUGUGAUUUUUAUAGAUGACCAUUUGUGCAUUUGACUGUUCAUCUGUGCAAUCUGUUUGUAUUGUAAGAAAUAUACAGAUUACUUUCUACCAUAUUUGUUCUAAAAUAUUAAUGGAAUAUGGUUCAAUAUACUGAGUGUACAAAACAUUAGGAACACCUUCCUAAUAUAAAGUUUUGCCCCCUUUUGCCCUCAGAAAGUGGUUAAUUUGUCGGUGCAUGGACUCUACAAGGUGUCAAACGCAUUCCACAGGGAUUCUGGCCCAUGAUGACUCCAAUGUUUCCCAUAGUUGUGUUAAGUUGCCUGAAUGUCCUUUGGAUGGUGGACCAUUCUUGAUAAUACACAGGAAACUGUUGAGCAUGAAAAACCCAGCAGAAUGGCAGUUCUUGACACACUUAAGAACUGCAAAGGCACUCAAGAACUAUCAAAGGCACUUAAAUAUUUUUGUGUCUUGCCCAUUCACCCUCUGGAUGGCACACACACAAUCCAUGUCUCACGGCUUAAAAAUCCUUCUUUAACCCGUCUCCUCACCUUCAUCUAUACUGAUUUUAAGUGGAUUUAACAAGUGACAUCAAUAAAGGAUCAUAGCUUUCACCUGGUCAGUCUGUCAUGAAAAUGUUUUGUACACUCGGUGUAUAUCAUGAAUAAAGACUAAGGGCUCUAUUUUAACAAGGCUAACACAAUGGUAAGUCUUCGUGCAGUCAGUGGCUUUAUGGGUUCGGGAUGUCAUGUUUUUGGUAUUUUCACUAUUGGUGCAGUAGCUGGCUGUGGUGCGAAAGAGCUGGGUUUUGAUGAACAAACCUGUUGUUGGUGUGUCGAGGUUUGGCCCCUCACCGGCCAAUCAGAACGUGCUCCAUGGCUAAAUAUGUGGUGGCGUCAAGUUGUGUGUACGCCAUUUUAUGCGUUAAACCAAAAACAAUGUUUCUAAAUAGGAUCGGGUCAGAUGCAUGAUAUCAUACAUGGGUUCUCAUUCCAUGGCACUGUGUACACGUGGUCUAAAUGUCUUUACACACAACAUUCUGACGACUAUACAAAAUACUAGGCUCCUGUCAAUUGUAUUGUUGCCUAUGUUGCAGGCUGUUUCUCAAACAAAAUUGCUGUUAUGUCAUUAUAGUAGGACUGAAUAGUUUGGAGGAGUGUGGCUUUGGUAAUCAAACAAGGGGUGUUCUUUGAAAAUGGGGAUAGAUAGCCUACUUGAACAAGCGAAAUGCUGGUAUGUGAAUAAUUAAAAAGCAUUAGGGCAAAAACCUAGUUUCAAAGCACUCAGACUAUUUAAAAUUGCUUUAUUCAUACUAAUUUUGGCUAACGGCCAUUGCGUGAGAGUUAAGAUAUUUUUACCAUUUAGUCAUUUAGCAGACGCUCUUAUUCAAAGUGACUUACAGGAGCAAUUAGGGUUAAGUGCCUUGCUCAAGGGCACAUCGACAGUUUAUUUUACCUAGUUAUCUCGGGGAUUCAAACCAGCAACCUUUCAGUUACUGGCCCAACACUCUUAACCACUAGGCUACCUGCCGCUCCACCUGCUUUUUGUGGGUCUUCAAACUUCCCUAUAGCACUGCAUGAAAUAGUUUUUAAGGACACGCCUCAAAUCUUGCCACCCAUCCCACCUCAGCACAAGCAACUGAUGUUAGGCAGUUAAAAUGCCGAACCUGGCGUUAGGGGAAAAUGCGCAGAAAAUGCUAGUGCAACAUUUUUUACAUGACGCAACUAAUGUGCGUUUGAUGCUUGCACCUCAACACCAGCCAACAAUAGAAACCUACGAGAUUCAGACAUAUAUUUGUUCAUUCUUUUCUGAAAGGUAUUUUUAUAUGAAUCUUAAUGAGCUGCUUAACACCUUCGUUAACAUAGUGCCAAAUAGUUUCUAAUGCUUAUUUCGUUGUAAGAAAUUGACAUAUUUUAAAGAAAAAGAUUGGAGGGAUUUUGCAGUUUUGAGAAUAUUGAAUUACAGUCGACUAGAAGAGUAUGCUGUUAUAUGACCAAAUACUAUUUGAGAUUCGCACAAUAGGCCCUCUAUUUGAGACACAAACUUAUACAAUGUUGUGAACUUAUAGGAUGGAUGAGCCAGUGAAGAGGAUUUUGCUACAGAACAUACAAAUCAAUAAUAUCCCUCUUUAUCUGGUUAGCGCACACAAUUCAUGCACAGGUGUUUGUACUGGUCAUUGUAACUGGCCAACUAUUUGGUCUAACACUUUCAUAGGGUACUAGCAAUUGAAAUUGUUUACAUGUUACAUAUUGCUGCAUUUAAAUAUGUGCUUUGUGUUUCUACUGUGGUACAAUCAAUGGUAACGUCUUUAAUGUGCUCAUAUUUGAGUCAAUUUAUAUUCGUUACAUUUUAUAUUUAUGUUAAUUUUGGGAGAAAUAAACACUAUUGUUUACUAAAGAAA